This is a messenger RNA of Danio aesculapii, 4428 nucleotides long. RefSeq names its product RAN binding protein 3a (gene ranbp3a). Gene Ontology annotation, cellular component: nuclear pore; cytoplasm. Lineage: Eukaryota; Metazoa; Chordata; Actinopteri; Cypriniformes; Danionidae. Gene Ontology annotation, biological process: protein export from nucleus. The record is from RefSeq and is a predicted model, not a curated record. Gene Ontology annotation, molecular function: GTPase activator activity.
UGUAUUCUGUGUACGUGGUGUUACUAAACUUGUGAUUUUUAUGGUGUUUUUAACUAGUCUAAUCCAUAACAAAAUAGCUUUAGCAAAUUUCAAAGUGAAAUAACACAUCUGCUAAACACAACCCUGUCGACACUAUUGCGUCAUUGUAAAGCGCGGGGGAUUAUGGUUAGUCAGCGGAAGUAAGAUGGCGGAGGUGACAGCUGAGGUGUUUUCCCUCUGAUGGUUGGGAACAGAAAAGCUUGACUUGGUCCUGAGGAGGGUUCAGACAGCAGCAUGGCAGAUGACAGCGAAAAACCUGCUGUUGCUCCUCCAGUGUUUGUGUUUCAGAAGGACAAAGCACAAAAGAGGUCAGCAGAGGUCAGUACAGAGGAUGGAGAAGACUCUGAUAAAGAAGAUGGCAGCUACAGCCCUGCUGCCAAAAGAGGUCGAACGUCACCAUUUACACAGUUCCCACCAACUCAUUCCGUGUCUAAGAACAAUGUUUUCAUGCCAUCCAGUCUCUGUCAGUCACCAACUGAAAACUCAGACUCCGAACCUGAAGAGAAGACUGUGGGGUUUCGCCUGAAGCCCCCGACUCUGAUCCACGGCCAGGCUCCGAGUGCUGGUGUGCCCAGUCCAAAACCCAAAGAAGCCCAGCGUAGCAUCCUGAGGCCUCCCGUCUUGCAGCCCCCUCCGGUCAAAAGCCCUCCUCAGAACAAUAUAAGCAGCAACAGUUCAAAUGGAGGAACAGAAUGUAAAGUUCACUCAGAGGCAUCCGCUGCUGGCACUCAGCAUAAUUCAGAGCCAUUGGACAAGAGCACUUUGAAGCCCGAAACCGAUGACAAAUCAGAGGAACACGGUGCCCAGAUUGAUGCCAGUUUUGUAUUUGGAGAGAAUAUGAGGGAUAGAGCAAAGGUGGGAAACAGUUUGGACUCCUCACAGAAACCCGACGACCUUCAGACAGAAAAUUCAGAGGAAACUAACUACUUCUUGCAGUGCAUCACUUCCAGCGCACAAAAACCUGACAGCAGCAAUGCCAACAGUGUGAAGUUUGUCUUUGGACAGAACAUGUUGGAUCGCGUUGUGGCACUGCCGAAAUUCACCACCGAUGCACAAGGAGGCACUAGAGAGUCGGGGUCAGAGAUGGGCCUUUUCAGCCAGCUUUCAUCUACUCAAGAGCAAACUGUGGAGAAGAGUGAUAAUAUGAAAGAAUCUCUGGAGGAGUCAGCGGCGAGACACGAAGCACACAAGCCGCAGAAGUGUUUGCUAGAGCGAGUGGAGGUCCGGACAGGAGAGGAGUCUGAGAGCAAUGUGCUGCAGAUGCAGUGUAAGUUGUUUGUGUUUGAGAUGUUGUCUCAGUCGUGGGUGGAGAGAGGAUGUGGAGUUCUCAGACUUAAUGACAAGACAUCCACUGAUGACGGCACCUUACAGUCCAGACUGGUCAUGCGGACUCAAGGGAGUCUUCGAGUGAUCCUCAACACUAAGCUCUGGCCUCAGAUGCAGGUGGAUAAAGCCAGUGAGAAGAGUCUCCGAAUAACAGCGAUAGACACCGAGGAACAGGGUGUCAAAGUCUUCCUCAUAUCUUCCAGCUCUAAGGACGCUGCCCAGCUCUUUGCAGCCCUGCAUCAUCGCAUCCUGGCGCUGCGAAGCAUCAGCGGGCAGGAGUCUGAUGGUCAGCCUGCGCUUCCUGAUGGAGAGGUCAUUCGCUUCAGUGACGACGACGAGUCCCGUACGCCUCCCAUUGCAGCUACACCUGCUCCAGGUAACCCAGAGGCAGGUGUGUGUUCAUCCACAGGCAACACAUAGGGCUGAGCCUGUCGCUGAUUUCUAUCCCACAAUGCCUCACUUGCAGCCCUCUGGUUAGCUCAAAUACUAUGCAGGUGUUUCUUUCUUGUUCAAACUCCUUCAGGUUUACUCUAGUCAUGUGUUCAGCUGGUUUUAUUUAUUGCAUUUUAACAGCAAAAAAAGCGUAUCUUUCAGACUGGACACAUAACCUUCUCAAUAUCAUCAUAUUGAUGAAAAUGACUUUCUCUUAGCGUUUUAGUAAACAGUCAAGAUUUUUCAUUCUACGUACAAUAACACGUUUAUGUGAGACUUAAUUAUUCCAUGCCCUCCUGAAUGGAUAGAGUGAGUUAACAGAAACCAACGUAUGUGUGAGUGUCUUUCCAUCUCCACAUCAGUACCAGUUCUGCUCAGUUUCAGCUGCUAAACUGUUUAAUAGAAUCCCUUAAUCCUCACUUUAGAUCUCAGUGUAACUUCAGGGGAAAGUUCAUGCAACAAUGAGUACGUUUACAUGGACACGAAUAAUCUGAUUUUAAUACGAUUAAGACAAUACUCUGAUUAAGAGUCUACCAUGUAAACAGUGAUUUUUGAUUAUCUUAAUCCGACUAAAGUCAUAAUCAAACUAAACAGAAAUGGAAUUACGACAUGUGGAGUAUGAUGAUUUUAGUCGCAUUAUUGAAGUGCAGUACAGACAUGUAAACAGCGCAAUCAAACUAUUACCGUCACGUAGGAGUUUUUGCUGCAUUUUGCGACAGGAUAGUCCACACACACACAGCUGUUUGACACUAUUCUCUGCACCUACCAUGUCAGGACCACAGACACCCGCACUGUGAAAUGCGGAGGUUUUUUUUUGUUCCCCAUUCAGCAUACUGUAUUAAAUUACAUUAAAACAACACUCUUCCAGCAGUCCUUAACUUCGUACUUUCAUCCAAUACCUCAGUUUGUUCCUGAAUGAAAGUUAAAAUGCUAAACUGCAGUUAAAGUCAAAAAAUUUUAUAAGAAAAACCUGAAAUGACAUGAAACUCCAGAAGAAACAUUGGAUAGCCUGGUGACGCAAUGAGGUUAAUCAAUCUAUGUGCUAUACGCUUAUUUUACUCGGCCACCAUUUAAAAAAAAAAAAAAGCGAGGCUUUGGUGUGAAGAAACCCGUAUAUAAGUGUAGGAUCAGCACUGAAAACAUUGCAACAACAUGCUGUUGCCGCAAUUUCAAAAUGCAGAUAUGGUGUAAACAGCACUUUUAUAUCAUUGAGUUAAGUUUAAUUUAAACAAAUAAAGCAUAUUAGGCAUCAAACAACAUCACAAUCUCUUUAGGAGUAAUACACUUAACGCUAAGUGUCCUCCUAGGCUUCAGUUCAUGGCACCAGGUAAACACUGUGGGUAAGCUUCUCUGCUUCAGCCCAUGUAACCCAGUGAGCAACAAAACAUGUUGUCUUUAAUAGUGUUGUGCCGGGACUGAAUUUUUAAAACAUCUCUUUCCCGCUAACAUUUAAGUGCCGCUGACCGUGUUCUUAAACUCUGCUGAUUUCCUAUAGUAUUCUCCAGUGCUCAACAGAAAUGACUGUGAUUGGCCGUGAAGGUCAUUAGUUUACCGCUUUUCACAGAGUGCAAACACAAAUACUGGGACACUGAAGCGUUUACAGCCGCGAAGGUUUGCACUCGGUAAACAUUGGUGAAGGGCAGUGAACUGAUGACCUUCACGGCCAAUCAAAGUCAUUUCUGUUAAGCACAUGAACACAAUGGCAAAUCAGCAGUCAAGAGUGCUUAAAUGUUAGCAGGAAAUUAAAGGUUUUUUUAAAUUUCAGUACCGCAAUUGAGUAUCGUGACAAGUCUAAUAUAGUGAAAGAAUCAAUUCAUUAACUUGAGUUUGAUAAAUGGCAUCUAAAAUGUGUGUUUGGGAAAAAACACGUUAGCCAUUUCCCUUAACUUAGCUGAAAAUGAGGUCUGAUAUCCCUUAUUAUUUUCACUAUCUAUUCAGAACGGACUUUUGGGAUACUCGGAAGGUGGUGAAAUUAUAAAUGUGUCACUUUUUCUUCGCUGAUAAGUUAUACAGGCAGGUACACAGCAUUCCUUUGUGACUAUAGGCAAUACUUCCGGGUUUCUUCCCACCGCAGCCUCGAUUUCGCUUUUAAAAUGGUGGCUGUUUGAAAUCAGUUUAUACAUUUAAAACAGGAUCAUGAAAGAAACAUUCAAAACUCAUGUAAACACCUUAAUCAUAUUAUUGGCUUAUUCAGAUUAAGGCAAAUCACUUGAAUACUGAUGUCCAUAUAAAUGUAGUCACUGAAUCAAAGUUAAUACGUUUUUUUUUUCCUGAACUAUCCCAUUCAUAUGUGUCAUUGGAUGCUUAAGUGGCAUUAUUUUUCUCGUUAGUGCAGUAUGACUAAAAUAAUAAUUAAAGAGCUCUCUGAUCAUCAUGCUCUUAUAUAAUCAUUUCAGAAUCCGAAACAGUUAUAUUGCAGAUUCAAAUGGACCUCAUUUGUUGCAUUAUUCAAAUGUGAAAUUAGUUUAGUCUCUUUAUAGGAAAGCUUCGUCCAUAAAUGAAAAAUAUGUCUCACUGUUGUCGUUUCAAAUAUUAAAGUACAUAUUUUUUAGGAGCGUGAUAAAAUCAUAAAUGUAAACAGUUGAAGUCAGAAUUAUUAUACCUACUGUUAAAUUGUAAUUCUUUUUUUUU